This is a messenger RNA of Symbiodinium natans, 9813 nucleotides long. NCBI's taxonomy places the organism in Eukaryota, Dinophyceae, Suessiales, Symbiodiniaceae. The record is from the annotation of a GenBank genome assembly.
AUGAAGUUUCGGUUGUUGCCGGUUGUAGCCGUGCUACCGGGAAUGUCCAAGCUUGAUUGGGCGGGCAACUGGUUGCGCAACCGGAGAGACCAUAAUCUGGUGGCGAGCAGGAAUUGCCCGUUGCAGCUUGCGCCCGUGCCCACAGGGGGGUGGUCGGCAUUGCCAUUCGAGCCCAUGCAUGGGGCUAUGUGGUUGCGUGAGAAGCUGGCAGGUAUGCACGUUCCGGUGAGCCGUCUUAGCGAUAUUGCAACUCACUCCCUGAAGGCAACGGUGUUGUCGUGGCUGUCGCGUGCUGCGUGCCCGCAAGACUUGCAACGCAGGGCAGGGUGUCACAUGUCAACCUUUGAGAAGAGUGCGUUGGAGUAUGAGCGGGAUGGACAAUCAGCUGUACUGCAUUUCGUUGAGGGCGUGUACGAGUGCAUCAUUCAUGCCAUGUCUUCCCCUGACGCAAGUCGAUCUGGUCGUUGGUCGGGAUGCAGGUCGGUUGAAGAGGGCAUGAAAAUUUUGGCAGGCGCCGUUGAUGAGGUGUUCCCACGAGCGACCGAGGGUGAUGGUGAUGCCAGUGAUUUGGAAGAUGAGUCGGAGCCCGAUGCACACGGUGCAGAAGCUGAUUCCGAGGAUGAGCAGAUGAUGGCGGAAGUAGCUGUGCAUCAGGUCGCAAAGGCCGCGCCUAUGGCCAUGCCGGAGUGCAUAGCCUUUAUGCACUGGAUGAGUGGAGUUGUGCACUUGAGCCCUGUUGUGACUUCAGAUGACGAUGGGGAGGCAUGCGUGUUCAAGUGUGGGAGGACGGCCAAUUCUAACUACGAGCAGCUCAAGUGCACGCGCAUUGGCAUCCCGGGAGCCGUUGUGAAGAAGCUUGCUACCCAUGGGUGGAACACUUAUGCUACCUUUGGCUUCUGCAUCCAGAAUCAUGCUGAUGACAAGUCGUUCGAGUCACAGGUCAUAGGACCCGUGUUGGGUACCGACCCAGCUAUGGUCGCCCACGCUGCGAAGUUGCGUAGGUUGUUCAUGGAGUCCUACACUGUGUCUGCGGGAGAAAUCAAGAGACAGGCUGAGGCGUCGGAACAGGAUGCACCGCGGAAGUUGCCACCACAAGAGAUGGCAGCCCGAAUCGAGCUGUUGGCAGCGAAGAUUGCUCCCUUGAAGAUUCAGGAUCGCCUUGAGCCAUCCCAGAACUUGGUUAGUUUGGCAUGCCAGAUGUUGGAUGAGGGUCGUGUCAAGUACAUCUCUUGGGCGCAGUGCACCACAAGGUCGCAGGAGAUCAACGCUGUCAAGGAGAUCAAUAACCUUAAGAUUUGGCAGCCAGCCAAGGAUGGUGUCAUCAAGGAGACGCGUGUGGAGCCAGGCAUGACAGCGGCAGUGGCUACGGAGCUUGAGGUUCACCAGGCGCUGCGUCGCAGAGGCAUUGCUUAUGCUGUGGCACAGGUGAUGUCCUUUGCCCGUCAUGAAGAACUGAUAGCCCUCUUGUUUGAUGAGUUGCAACGCGAGGCAAAGGCUGGUUUCCACCCCGUGUCGCUGGCUCAGCUUGCGCAAGCGGACAGAGAGAUUCACGUUCGGCUGGGCGAGGCAACCAGGGCAGGUCUGGUGAACGGACCUGGUGGUGAGCUCCCGCUUGAUGUUCCGUUGACCCGUGUCUUGCAGAGCCCGGCGGUCAUGUGGUUGCUCAUGCCUCGACUCAAGCAAGGGUCAGCGCCAGCAACCGAAGAUCCGGAGGCGGCUGAAACGCCCAAGAAGAAGAAGACUCGAAAAAACAAGAAGAAAGACCCGAAAAAGGAGGCGGAUGUUGAGACACCGCCUGCCAAGAAGCGUCGGGUUCCCAUGCCAAAGGCGCUGAUUGGCGGCACACCCGAGGUCUGCACAAGUGUUGCUUCUGCUAUGGGCAUCAUCCUGGUGUCGAGUGCAGAAGCAAGAAGGUGUUGCGCAGCCGAAUUCACAUUCCUUCAGCACAGGACGAACAAGGCUCUUCCUGGCAAAAUGCCCGUGGUGUGUGGCGACGAGGCCGCCUUUUGCCCGUACGACAGAGACCUGUUCUCUUGCCGUUUCGUGAUGCCAGGUGCGUUGCCUCCUUUCGUGCGUGCGGGCGGAGCCCUGAAAGAUGCCUUAGUGUCUCCGGGCGCUAGGUCACCUACUGCCGCUCAAGAUGCAAAACCUCCCUAUGUGCUGGAGAUCUUCUGUGGCACUGCCGGCGUUGCUGCCGCUAUGCAGGCACGGGGCUGUGAUGUCCUUGGGAUUGACAAAGACUUGCGUCCACGCAAAGUGCGAGCACCGGCGGUGCGCCUGGACUUGUGUGAUGCGGAACAGCGUCGGCUGGUAUGGCAGGAGAUCGAACUGGCCGAUGCCGUCUGGCUGGCUCCUCCGUGUGGCACAUCGUCCCGGGCAAGAGGCAUACGUUUGCCUUCAGGGGGACCGCAACCCAAGGCCUUGAGGUCGGAGGAGUUCCCGCAGGGUUUUCCAAGCUUGCGUGGCGUCAACAAAGCACGGGUGACGGCGGCGAACACUUUGUACGCGUUUUGCGCUGAGGUCUUUGAGCAUUGCCGUCAAAACCACAAGGCAGCCGUCAUAGAGAAUCCCGAACGUUCCUUCAUGUGGCUCACUGUGUGGAUGCAGCGUGUGUUGCCCUUGGGGCGAUGGCAUGUACUACAUGCGUGCAUGUAUGGUUCCCGGCGUUUGAAACGCACAGCCUUGCUGGCCACGCAUGAUUUGCCGUCCAUGCGCAGCCAGUGUGAUGGCACCCAUGCACACAUAGCAUGGGGGCGCUGCAAGCAAGGCGCCGGGUGGGCGUUCGCUACAGCAGCCGAGGUGAGCUAUCCGCGGCCCAUGUGCAGUGCCGCGGCCAAUGACUUGUGUGCUAUCCUGCGGGCAAAUGGUUCCUUGCUUGAUAGUUCAUAUGCUUCGCGCGCUGCUUUGGCCCAUGUUGCGUCGCAGCGUCAGCCACGACGCGAUGGUCCGCAAGUGGGACCCGCGGAGUUCCUAUCCACCGUGACUGUACAGGUGCCUGCUGAGGACGAGUUGCCGGACUGCAUACCGGCUACCGGGUGCUUGGUGCCGGGUCUUGGGGGUGUUCCUGCUGGCUCCAAAUUACUUGCCUCACGUCGUUGCGAAAAAGGGGGGAAGGUGGUUCGUGAGGUUGUGUUUGGCAUAUACAGGACGCCAGAUGCAUUUGUCAAUGAAGCUUUGAAGUGCACACAUCCGUUUGACAGGCCGGGAGCUUUAGACAUGGACAAUGUGCAAGCUAUGGCCAAUAUCUUUCAGCAUGGGAUAGAGGGCACGAAGGCUUUUCGCGAGAGGAUGUUGGAUCACUACAGAAACAGAGCAAGGGAGCUGCAGCCCAUGGAGGAUGCGGCCAAGGGCCAAAUGCACCCCGAUGUGAAAGCAAUUAUGGGAUCCAAGCGCUUGUUGCUGUUGCAGGAGCUCAUGAGAGAUGCAGGCGUCCAGGACCGUGAGCUAGUAGCAGACAUGGCCAGUGGUUUCCGACUGACGGGUGAACUGAGACCCUCGGGCUUGUUCCCUCGGCAACUGAAGCCGGCUGCAUUGACGCAGGAUGAUCUGAAAGCAACGUCCAGAUGGUCCAAGCAUCUUGUGGAGGCCUGUUGCCGAAGGGCAGCUCGCGACAAGGAGGUGGCGUCCAAGAUUUGGGACGAGACUCUCGAGCAGAAGGAGAAGCAGUGGGUCAAAGGGCCUUUUUCUUGGAGCGAAAUUAGCGAUAAAUACCAAGGUGAAUGGAUUGCAUCGAAACGCUUCGGUGUUGUGCAAGGAGAGAAAAUCAGGGGCAUAGUCUAUCUUGGAGACUUUGUGAGUGCGUUGGUUGCUGUGCAAUGUUGCCGCUUGAAGUUUGCUGGAGUGCAGGGAGACUCCUGGUCAAGAUAUUUUAUCUUGCAGGGAACCAAGUUUGGAAGCUUUGUCCUGGGUGUGAAGGCAGUGACGACAGCCAAAAUCGGCAAGGGCCGACAAGAGGCUCUGCCUCCAGGGGCCGCAGGAGGAACAGAAGCAGUAGCGACAGCCGUCGCUCAAGACGCAGAGACAGGAUUUCACUGGUGCCAAGUGCCGACUGCGGCCUUUGGCGUGGCGUCCGGCCCACAGACCCAGGCAUCCCUUCCUGCACAGAAGGGGGUUGAGGCAGCUUCUUCUUGGAAGGAUUCCUCCCGGUGGCAAGAACAGGCCACCCCAUGGAAGAGCCAGCAGUCUUCUUGGGGCAAAGGUUGGGGGCAUUCCAAGAACUACGGCUCCAGCAGCUCGUGGCAGGGCUCUGGUGGGAAUCGGCGCGAGAAGUGGGACAAGCCUAAAGGCUGGAACAAGUGGCCCAAACCUGAGCAAAAGCUGGCCAAGGAGCAGUACGAGCGAGGGGCUGAGGAGCCGGAGAUUCUUCUCGACCCAGCUAUGGCUGGGAUUUUUGGCGCCCGGCAGCGGGGGCCACCUGAGAGGCCCGACUCUGAAUUCAACGUUGCGGAGGCAACGGAGGAGGAAGUUCAAGCGGCAGCCAACCGCAAGGCUGAGCGCGAGGAGGAAGGGUUCCACAGUCAGCUUUGGCAAGGGGCGAUUGCUAAGGCCCUCGCGGACCCCUCGCGCCCCAAGUGCGCCCGUGAACUGCUGCGUGAAGGCAGCUUGCGGAGCUGGUGGAACAUGUCCUGGAAGGACGCCCGAGGCCUGAUUAACGGAACCUUGGUGGAUGAGUACCGCGACCGGUUGAUGCUGUACAUGGCAAAGUACAAGAAUCCCACCGAGGUGCCGCAGCCCAUUGUCGAGCGCUGUGCAUGCUUGUUCGCCUGGUUCAAGCAGAACUCCAGGCCGCUGGACAUUGAGGGGGACUUCGAUGCGACCAUGUUCGCAGUGCCAGGGCAGAAAGUGCUGUGCUUUCGCACGAAGAUGACAGGGCCAUCUUUCCUUGAGCCCGCAAACCAUCGCUACACGAUGACAAUGUCCCACGGCUUGCCGUGGACGGCAGCCAUGGGUGUGGGCGAGUAUGGGGAGAUAACCCCUGGAGACUUUACGGACGGCGACUUCCCGUCGUACGGAUUCAGCGGCCGAGGGGUCUGCAACGACUCCGGCUUUGAAGGUAUCAAAGCCUCAAUCGCCAAGGUGGCUGCAAGAGCCAAAGGAAGGGACGUCAUCUUCUCGAUGGAAGGGCUCCUGCAGGAGAACACGCCCCAGGUGGAGGGGGGCAUGCCGGCACUGAAUGCUGCCUGCCGAGAUGCAGGCAGCGCGCGGUCAGGGGACCACCUGCUUUUGAGUCCCACCUGUGCAGUUUUGAGGGCCGUAUCCAUGGCUGGUCACCUACGAGCAUCGGAGGUGCCUUCUGACAGCGAGUCGGAAGGUCAAGAAGUUAACCAGCAUCGUGUUGCUCAGGUCCUGAUUUCCGCAGGACCACCGAAUGUGCAACUUCCCUGGGAACAAGGAAUUUUCAGGGAUAUCUUCGCGCCUGGACCAGUGGUGUCACUGGAUUGGCCAGAGCCCAAGGUUCUUGUCAAUGUGGAUGAAGCCGAACUAUCGUCUACACCAGGUCCCAGCGUUUUGCAGGACAAAGACAAGACGCCAAUCGCAGGUGUCUUCAGCUCCUCACCGGGAGCCAACGUUUUCAGCAAAGUGAUCAAGUGCAAAAAGAAAGAUGAACCUUUUGAGGAGGCCGUUGCAGGCAUGUGGUUGAAGAACAUGCAGAUGUGGAAACAGCUGUUCGAGGCCUCGCCGUCCACCACUUUUGCCAAAACAUUACAAGAAUUGGACGAAGAGGAGAAGAUGUUGUCCAUUCGUGACAUGUUUGGAUCUAAAUCACCACACACAAUCCAGAAGCGUGCAUCGACCUUGUUGAGAUUGUUUCGUUGGCUUCAAAAACAGGCAGAUGUGCAAGGGGCCUCUGUGGAAGAACCCCUUCUCCCAUCAGAAGAAGCGGUUUACAAGUUCUGCAGAGAGAUAUCCAACAGGAAAAAGGGCAAGCUGGCACCUCAGAGCGUGGUACAAGCGUUGAAGUUCGUGAAAUUUGUGCUUUCCAUUCCAGAUGUGGAGAAUUCCAUCUCCCCAAGGGUCCGAGGCUUGGCAGACCGAGUGGCAGGUGAGCACGAGCCCACAAAUCAAGCCCGGGACCUAACAGUGCUUGAAGUUAGAUUUCUGGAAGAGUGUGUUUGGAACGCUGAGCUCCACAUUGUCGAUCGAUUUGCAGCAGGAGUGUUCCUGUUUCAGAUCUUCAGCAGGAACCGUUGGUCGGACAUCAGGCACGUGCGAUCCUUGGAGUUCGAUUUUCUGGAAAUUGGCCCCGAGACCUGUGGUUUUCUAGAAGGCAGGGCCAGAGAGGUGAAACAGUCCAACAAGAAGAAGAAACUCUCGUUGUUCAUGCCCCUCGUGGCUCCAGUUCGGGGGGUCCACCCGAAGGUGGUUUGGGCCAAAGAAUGGCAGAAAGUGGCUGCCGAAGCAGGGAUCAUGCUCUCGAAGACCCCUGUAGGCCCUUCACGACCGGCCACCGCCCCAGAUGGUGCCUGGCUGCAGAGGUCCAUUGACUCCGCCGAGGCCUCCAACUGGCUGACGGGACUGCUAAGGAACCGCGACCCCUCAACGGCGAGGGUUACCACACAUUCCUUGAAACACACUGCUCUUGGCUGGUUGAGCAAAUACGGCAUUGUGGGCGAAACACAGACACUCUUGUCACAUCAUUCGACUGGAGCUUUGAGCACAUUAGCUUACUCAAGAGACGCCCUUAGUGGCCCCCUCCGGCAGCUGGAGGAAAUGUUGAAGCAGGUACGGGAGGGCUCGUUUUGCCCGGACGCUACUCGAAGUGGAUACUUUGCCCGAGCCCAAGGAUCAGAGGCAGGUGCAUCUGUUGACCUCGGGUCCUGGUUGCCGAUCAGCAAGGUAGGCAGCUUAGAUGGGCUGCCUGCGAACUCCGAAAGCACGCAUGAGCCUUUGCCAGCUCCAGUGGAAGGCUUUGAGGACGAUUUCCUGGGGGUUGGACCGCUUUGCCCCUCGCAAGGAAAGGUUUUUGAGUCACCAAGUGCCAUGCCUGUCUUGGAAGCAUCCGCACCGUCGUUAGCAGAAGGAGAAGAAUCCCCCUCGAAAGAAAGUGAGGAAUUAGACAAGCUGGCUACCGUGACCUCUGGGCUUUGCGAGACGUUGUUCGAUCAGGAUGACACACAAGAUGCAGAUGACAACGGGGAGGCAGAGAUCUCGCCCACCACAUCAGCAGAAGGGUCCUCCGAGGAAACCUCUGAUGGAGCCUCAUCGGAAGAAAGGGAGGAACCAGCUGCGACCCUGAGCCAGCCGGAGGGUUGGAGUGCGAUCCAGAACAAGAAGUCUACCAUGUUACAUCUGUACAAAGUAGCGGAUAGUCAGCCUUUCUUCGAGCAACAUGCUCGCAAGAUCGGGAUGGAGCAGCAACUCUUGGACAAAUUCAUAGCUGGAGGGGUCAAGACGGUGUCCAUGGCAGCCUAUGCCGCCACUCAACCGGGUCAACCUCUCACAGAUAGGGAGGUCUCCACUCUAUGUACGAGUCUGGGGCAGAACAACCCCACUCUUGCACAGAUGACGGUCGUGAAGAGGCUCCUGUUCGAGUGCCAGACCAUGAGCUUGGCAAACUUGAAGGCCACGGUGGAACAGCAGCCGGACUCAGUUCUACGUAAGCUGCCAGGAGCUGAGAGAGCCCAGCGCCUGGAAUUGCAGGCUCAAAGGCUGGGCGGACUCUCGAUUGAGCAUGACUUGGAGCCUGCCUUUUCAGUCUAUGAUGCCGUGUCGACACAGGUAGAGCAAGGGUCGCUGAAAUACCUGCACCCGAGCAAGAUCCCCGCACGUCGCCAGGAAUUAGCGCAAGGCAAGCCAACCAAGGAACUUGUGCUGGAUGCUUCGGGGGACGGCCUCUCGGUUCAAGACAAAUCCUCUAAAGUCGAGGCCCAGUUGGGGUCAGACAUGGCGACUUACAGGGCGCUGCAGAGAAGGGGUCUGGCCUACGACCUCGUUGGCAUUUUGAGUUUCAAGGUGCACGAGAAAUGGCUUCAGAAGGCCUUUGCUACCUUGCAGACCCUACCGCCCCCAGGCUUCAACCGUCCGACGCUGCAGCAGGUCCUGCGAGCAGAUCGGGCUUUGUGGAUGGAGCUUGGCAGCAAACAGCCGACCCUGACAAGGGCAGCGGCGAACGCGCCGCUCGCGGACGCCCGGUGCUUAGAUCAAGUCUUUUUGGAAGCCACCAACACGGUUGCAGUCAAUUUUCACUUCAUGCCGACACCUCGUGCGGAAGGGUUCCCAGAUAGAGGAGGCAAAGGCGCUGGCAAGGGCCCCAAGCGCUGGGGCGAUGGAAAAGGGUAUGGACAAUGGAAAUAUCAGAGGACCGACAAAGGAGACAAAGGCCAGGGAGGCAAGUCAGGCUUCAAGGGAGCCCGCCUCCCCACAAAGGGAAAAUUUGACAGUGGCAAGGGAGGCUUUCCGAAUAGGUCCCUUGUCUUGCAAGGAGGCAAAGGGGAGAUCCCCAUGCCGGCCGCCUUGCGAGGCGGAGUGCCGAACGACGAGCAAGGAGAUCCUCUUUGUUUUGGCUUCAACCUAGGACAGUGCAAGGUUGUCUUGGAUGGGGUCGAUGCCAUAGCAGCUACAGCUCGUUUCUUUGUACGGGGUCACCUAGGAGCGACUGAAGAAUUCCACCUGCCAGAUCGUGACGGUGAAACGUUCAGUGGGCGACUUCACCCCGAAUUCCGAGAAAAGGAGAAUCGGCAGCUAUACGGCAGGGCUCUUGAUUUGAAAAGCGCCUACAAACAACUCGCUCGGCAUCCAGACGAUGCAUGGGCCACAAUCCUGGCGGUUUUGAAUCCUUCAGAUGACACCGUGUACUAUUUUGAAGCGGUCGCGCUACCGUUUGGCGGGACAGGAUCGGUCACCAGCUUUAACAGGGCGGCGCGUGUGCUCAAAAUGGUGAUGGCCCGACUGUUCUGGUUGGUGUGCACCAAUUAUUUCGAUGACUAUUGCCAAAUGGAACUUUCCCCGCUGAUCGAUUCGGCUUCGCAGACGGCUGAGGCGUUGCUGGACUCCUUGGAUGGGAGGUUCGAUAGAGCUUGUGAGGGCAUCGUAGAGGUGUGCAACAAGGCCGGAAGGAUUGAAGAGCUCACGAGCGCGUUGCAAAACCUUGCGAGUGGGUCCUGUGGUCACAGUGAGCUUGCGUCGUUCAAAGGGCGCAUGUUGUUCGCUACCAACCAUGUGUACGGCAGGUGUGCGCAAAUAUGCACCCAGCUCAUCAGCCAAGCCCAAAGAUCCGGUGAUGUUGCGGUGGCCCGCGAAGCCCUACUGGAUGCAGCGCGCUUGGCGCUGGAUACCUUGCGAGCAUCGGGCCCGCGACGGCUGUCGUGUUGGGCUCAUGAACCGCCCGUGCUCAUCUUCUCUGAUGGUGCCCAUGAAGAUCAGAUUGUGACACAUGGAGCAGUGCUCCUUGACCCACUGUCAGGGAGACAAGAGUUCUUUGGUGAUUUUGUGCCAGAGUGGCUAGUGAAGCGGUGGAGGUCUAAGGGCUUAAAGCAGUUGAUCUUUUUCGCUGAGUUGCUACCUGUGGCAGUUGCCAAGGCGACCUGGGCACAUGUGCUCGAAGGUCGGCUCUGUUUCUUCUUCGUGGACAAUGAAGCCGCGAGAGCUAGCUUGAUCAGAUCCUUCACACCUGUGAUCAAUGCGACUUCCAUCCUGAUGGAUGUGGCUUGGGCAGAUGUCAAGUCUAAUGCAAUAUCCUGGUACUCGCGCGUUCCAUCAAAGAGCAACAUAGCAGAUGACGCAUCCCGUUUGUGCUUCGCCAGAUACCAGUCCAUGUUUCACCAGUGUAUGAAAGCAUCACUUGAAAGGCAGACGGGGGUGGUGAGGAAGUGA